GUGACGGAAAGUUGCAUCCGCGCUGCCCCGCCAUUGUCCACACGGCACGGCUGCGAGUAUAAGAAGAGCCCCGCGGAUUGGUCGCGGAACUUCCGCGUGUUUCCCCCUUUCUCUUCUCAGCCCUGACCCCUUUCGUCCAUUUUUAAAGCUCUCUUUUUUUUGUAAAUAGCGAACAUGUCACAACAUUUCAGAAGCGGCCCAGCUUUUGGACUUUCUGCCGAGGUCAAGAGUAAGCUGGCAGGGAAGUAUGACCCUCAUAUGGAGGAGGAGCUGAGGCUGUGGAUUCAGGAUGUGACCGGCAAGAAGAUUGGAGAGAACUUCAUGGAGAGUCUGAAGGAUGGAGUAAUGCUAUGCGAACUCAUCAAUGUUCUUCAGCCCGGCUCUGUGAGGAAGAUCAACCACUCCAGUCAAAACUGGCACCAGUUGGAGAACAUUGGGAAUUUUGUCCGUGCAAUUACAGAGUUCGGCCUGAAGCCUCACGACAUCUUUGAGGCCAACGAUCUGUUCGAGAAUGUCAACCACACUCAGGUCCAGUCCUCGCUUAUCGCCCUGGCGGGAAUGGCCAAGUCGAAAGGUUUCCACUCCAAGUACGACACAGGAGUGAAAUACGCUGAGAAACAGCAGCGCCGCUUCGCUCCAGAGAAGCUGCGGGAAGGACGCAACAUCAUCGGCCUGCAGAUGGGCACCAACAAGCUUGCCAGCCAAAAAGGCAUGACCUCUUACGGCACAAGACGCCAUCUCUAUGACUCCAAGAUGGGCAUGGACAACCCGAUGGACCAAUCCACCAUCAGCUUACAGAUGGGUACCAACAAAGGAGCCAACCAGUCGGGCAUGACCGCCCCCGGCACAAGGAGGCACAUCUUCGACAAGAAGCUGGAGCUGGAGAACUGCGACACCACCACUAUAUCUCUGCAGAUGGGCACCAACAAGGUGGCCUCCCAGCAGGGCAUGACCUCCUACGGCCAGCCCCGCCAGGUCUACGACAACAAGUACUGCGCCAACCCCACCGAGGCGGCCUACAACAACGGCGGGCAGGCGGAGUUCGACGGCUACAACCAGUACUCCGACUAAAACCCCCUCAGACUGGUAUUCCAAACACUGAUUUGACGUCUCGCUCCCUGGCCUUGUUAGACACGGUUUUACUCUCUGGGAAGGUUUCCACGAGUACGACAAUAAUACUUUACAUGGCCAACUUCUGUGGUUCUUGGUACCAGACUUAAAGGUUGAUAUUUAAUAUCUAUUUAUGGAUCCUUUUCCACAAUUGUAAUUAGAGACCGCGUUGGUGCUACUGAACCUUUUUGACAGACCCCUCCUUCUGACCCAGCUUGUUUUUUUUUUAUUUGAAACCCCCUAAUAUAGUCCGAGGCCGAACAAAUGACCCGGGGUUUCGGCUACGAUUGACGUGGCUUGCGUGGAAUGUUUUAUUUUCAUAAAUCUAAGGCAUAACAAAAAGUAUAUUAGACAGCUGAGUUACUUGUAGUCACCACAGAUUCUUUACACAGCUAAA
This is a messenger RNA of Entelurus aequoreus (snake pipefish), 1507 nucleotides long. It is a transcript of the gene cnn1b, whose product is annotated as calponin 1, basic, smooth muscle, b. The transcript has 7 exons. Bases 175 to 1071 code for a protein of 298 amino acids. Gene Ontology annotation, biological process: actomyosin structure organization. Gene Ontology annotation, molecular function: actin binding. Lineage: Eukaryota; Metazoa; Chordata; Actinopteri; Syngnathiformes; Syngnathidae. The record is from RefSeq and is a predicted model, not a curated record.